Messenger RNA from Coregonus clupeaformis (lake whitefish), 2377 nucleotides. RefSeq lists its product as uncharacterized. Gene Ontology annotation, molecular function: protein phosphatase regulator activity. Bases 217 to 1962 code for a protein of 581 amino acids. Gene Ontology annotation, biological process: response to endoplasmic reticulum stress. Gene Ontology annotation, cellular component: protein phosphatase type 1 complex; endoplasmic reticulum. The transcript has 3 exons. The record is from RefSeq and is a predicted model, not a curated record. NCBI's taxonomy places the organism in Eukaryota, Metazoa, Chordata, Actinopteri, Salmoniformes, Salmonidae.
UUUGACAUUCACUCUUUACUAGCUACAACAACAAUAACAACACUGAGAAUAUGGCGCCACUAGUCAACAUUUGAGAUUUUAAUAUAGGUAGAAAGACAUACUUCUGGUGAAAAUGAAGUAUUUUCGUACAGUACGACAACUGACGACGGAGAGUAAUCUAUUUGUUUUAGACGAGGAAUAUCAGAACACGUGAGGAUAAUUCCUAGAAUCAUCGACAUGGCUCAAGAAAAAAUGGCAUCAAGUGUUGGUUUUAGGAAGGGUUCUCAUCGGACUGCGAUGGAGAGGUUUGGCGAGGGGGGUAUGGCGCUUCUACCUUGGACCAAGCACGUACUGACCGUACUGUGGGAACAACUACGGGUGUUGGUCCAUGUCAUUUACUACAGCUUCUUGGCAGUUUUCCAAAUGUUCCGGUUUGAAGUCCACCUGAGAAUCACGGACGAAACUGGUCAACACGUCCAGCACAUGACUACUGCAGCAAAUCAAGCCGAAUCCUUUCUCUUCUCCUCAUUGUUUGACAGUGACGAAAGCGUCAUGCUUGCUGGCUCUAACACCCUAUCGAAUUUCUGCGGGGACGUGGGUGAUUCCUUCUCUGGGAAUUCCCACUCAGGGGCCCUUCUGUCCAGCCUACGGGCUGAGGAGCUGUGCUGCGGAUUGGUGGACGACUUUGUGUCCCGUGCCACGAUGGAUAGCGAAGAUGGACUGUGCCUUGGACAUCACCCCAGCUGGAAACUGGGCUUUCCAGGUGACUGGAACCUGUUUAUGAGCAGCACUGAAAGCAGCUCCAGCUCGGAUGAAAUGUGUUGCAAGGAGAAAGUGUUUGACUUCAAACCCAAACAUGACACCACCGAAGAUGAUAUGGAUCUUAGCUGGGGAAAGGAGGAUGACCGAAACAUGGGUGAGUUUGACAGCGAGGACAGUAAAGCACUUUGGGAAUCCUUGUCCAUCUCCAACGACCCCUACAACCCCUUCUCUUUCUCCGCCUGCAUUUCAAGCUGCUCCAAUAUGGGGGAAACAAAAAAUGAAGAUUGUGUUGGGAGCAGCCUCGAUUGUAACCUAUCCAGCAGGCCUGGCGAAGAACUUCAAGAGACCUGCGGUGGCGUGAGCUUCUGGAGCAGCCGUUCAGAUAGCGAGAGCAGCUGGGGGAGUUCAGAUGGUUCGUGCGCAGACCUGGACAAAGAGGAGAGCGAGAGGCUCUGGGAGCUCUUCACCAGCCCCACCGACCCAUACAAUCCCCUGUGUUUCACGGCAUCUGUAGUCAGCUCAGUCCCUCACACAGAGAAAGCACUUACACACUCCCAGGAGGCUGAAAGGGCCUCAGUCAUGACCUCAUGUUCUUCUGACACAGAGAGGGAGAGCGUGGGCCCUUCCUCCUUUGAGGAUGACGAGGAGGAGCAGCUGUGGAGGUCCAUCUCCCAAAACGACGACCUUUACCACCCUCUGAACUUCCGUGCCUGCCUCCAGAGAUUCCCUAAAACCACAGAGCCACCUGCCUUCAGCACAAAAGACCCACUCACCCCACAGAGCUGCCCCACACAGACACCACCCGGCCAUGCUAAGCAGAGGGGGACCAAAAGCCCCCAAACAACCAGUCCUACAAAGCCUUGUCUACCCAAGAGACAGCUGAAGCAGCAUUGCCACCCAGUUACUACACUGGUGCCCUGGAGGAGACCAGAAGCUAAAGUAACACAGGAAGACAAGGACAAACAACCUCUAAAAAAGGUGCGGUUUUCACCACUUGUUCAGGUUCACGUGAUGCAUACUUGGCCCUUCGCUCGGCAGGCGUCUCGCAAAGGACCCUGGGAGGAGCUAGCCCGAGACAGAGGACGGUUCCGAAGGAGGAUCCAAGAAGCAGAGCAGGCCAUUGGCUACUGCUUCGGUCAAUCUCACAGAGAGAAGAUCUGGGCCAAUCUGCUAAGCAUUUCAACAUUGGCCACACCCCUGGUCCAUGAGCUCCGAACAUAAAUGUUUUUCCAUAAUUUUCUAUUGAACUUUUGACUGGUUGCAAUGCAACAUGUGUUUUUAGGUCAGUUAUAAGAAAGGUGGUCCUAGGCCAAUAGGAUUUGUCAUCAAAUUUUACCUGCACUGUACCUCAACACUCAACUGUGACUGUUGCACUGAUUUUAUAUUUAUUUUAUAUUUAUUAUAGUUAUUAACCUUGUAUUUAAUGUACUUUUGUAUGCCUUACUGACUGACCCAGCAAUGUAAUUUAUUCAUGCCCUAUGGAGCUUGUUUUUAUUGUAAAUGUUUUAAGUGUUUGAAUUGUAUCAGUUUUGAAAUCUUAAUCCAGAUAAGUGGUGUAUUUAGAACUAUAAUAAUAAGCAGAUGGUAUUUGUGAUCAUACUGUAGUUCAUAAAUAAAACCUUGUUUCACACCAUAA